CGCGCGGACCUUUGUUUAAAAUUGUUUUGGUGCCAGUGAUUGAUAAGUACAAAAUAAGUACCAUUUUUGGUCAGAAUCUCAUUUUUUCAAUAAUGGUACAAACAUCACCAAACGCGAAGAAAAUUAAUCCACGUGACAAAUCAAAUUUUCUAUCCAAAAUAUUUUUUCUUUUUGCAUGCACCACAUUUCGAAAGGGAUAUAGAAAAUGCCUUCAAGAGGAAGACGUGUACGAAAUUGCGAAGGGUUACGAUUCUCCAACUCUGAGUACACUAUUAGAAAAUCAAUGGAAAAACGUCAAAGGGAAUAUGAAGAAUAGGUUGUUCAUUGCGUUGUUUAAAUCAUUUGGUGGCAUAUACAUGGCAUGGGGUCUUCUAUACUUAACCGCAGGCUCUGCAUUCAAGAUCUCUCAACCGCUACUGCAAGGAAAAAUUAUAUCCUACUUUGCCCCGGAUCAAACUGGAGUGACUGUGAACGAAGUCUGUUACUAUACCGGGUUAUUGUGCCUAUGCCUCCUCCUACAUACCACGGUGAACCAUUCCUACUCCUUUGGUAUUCGACAAGUUGUGUUAAAAAUCAAGGUAGCAGUGACCGGUUUAAUAUACAGGAAGGCACUAUCGCUGAGUGCAAGUUUCACAUCUAAAGACUCAAGCGGGCAGGCAAUCACUUUGAUUACCAAAGAUGUUGAGGCAUUCGAGCAUGCCAUGUUUCUGUUUCACAAGCUGUGGGUUGGAAUCAUACAAAUUUUCAUUGUCAUUUACAUCCUAUACGACCAAAUCGGGGUUUCCGCGUUAGUUGGCGUUUCGGCAAUUUUACUUCCGCUUCCAGUUCAAGGAUUCAUUGGGCAAAAGAUUAUGAAUUGGAAGAUCAGAGCGGGUCGAAACACUGAUCGAAGAGUGAAAAGCACCCAGGAGAUGCUGACGGCUAUUCGAACAAUAAAAAUGUAUACUUGGGAGCUGUUUUUUGAAAAAGCAAUUAUCGCGCUUAGAAAGAAGGAAGUUUUUAAUUUGCGAAUCUUGCUUUACCUCAAAGCUCUGAUUUUGUCUAUCGGAAUUUUAAAUGCCAAGCUUGGUCUUUACUUCUGCAUCAUUACCUAUGUCGCCUUAGAUAAUUACAUUACAGCCGAAAAGGCUUUCGUUGUUACCGGUUGUUUCGCCACCCUUCAGAACAACAUGACUAUAAGUAUUCCGUUGGCAAUCGCCUACGUAGCCGAGUUAAAAGCUGCCUUGGAAAGAAUAACAUCUUUCUUGGCAUUAGAAGAGAUCGGCACAAGGUCCGUUGCCAAAAACUUUUACAGUGAAAAACCGUACGUGAAUAUUCGAAAUGCGACUGUGAAGACAGAGGAUGGACAUGUUUUCAUUAACAAUGUUACCAUUCGCUUUAACAACGGACUAAAUUUGAUAACUGGGCCAAUCGGCUCGGGAAAAUCAACGCUACUACGACUGGUGUUGGGUGAGCUCGCCGAAACAUCUGGAUCGGUCGAGGUUUGCGGAAAUGUCUCAUACGCAUCUCAAGAACCUUGGUUGUUUCCUGGAUCUGUCAAGCAAAACAUCGUCUUUAAUGAACCCUGGAACGAAGAACGGUACAAGGAAGUCGUAAGGGUGUCCGCCUUAAGAAAGGAUUUUGAGGCUCUUCCCGUUGGCGACAUGACUUGCAUUACUGACAAAGGACUCAAUCUCAGUAGAGGGCAAAAGACGCGAAUAAACCUGGCGCGAGCUCUUUACAAAGUGGCGAACAUUUACUUGUUGGACGACUGCUUGUCUUCGGUCGAUGGGCAAGUGGGAAAGCAUAUAUUUUUCGAAUGCAAAGAAUUUUUGAAACGUGAAAUUUGUAUUCUUGUAUCGUACCAGGAAUUAUUUUUGAGAAAAUCUGAUAACAUCAUCAUUUUGAAAAAUGGAUGUUUGGAGUUUUACGGAAGUUAUGAGGGUCUCAAGGAUGGCGCGGAAGAGGAUUUAAAGUUCACGUUAAAUAAAUGCGAGAACCUAAUUGAUUACCAUGUGACCACCGAGGAAAUAGACGAAGAUGAAAGGUACCCACGUUCAUCUCCAAUUGAUGAGUUAAACGUUUAUAAAGAAAAUAUUAAUGAGGGAGCCGUUAGCUGUGAUGUCUACAAGACCUACGUGAAAGCCGGUGGCGGUGUGGCGCUGUUUGUGUUUGUUCUGUUGUUAGCAGUAGCUACACAAGGCAUCUUAAGUUGGAACGAUUACUUUGUUAGUUUUUGGGUCGAUAUGGAACAAGAGAUGUCCGGUUUUAGAUACAACCAAACCACGCAUUCUGCAGAAUUCAAGGCGUUGGAAAAAUCUAAUAAGCAAAUAAUGAUCCUAUAUUCCUUCGUGGUUUUACUCGGAGCUGUAUUCACCCUUGCAAAAUCUUUCUUGUUCUAUCACUUCACUUGCAAGGCAUCGACGAACAUACACAAAUUAAUUAUUAAAAAGAUUAUAAAUGCCAACAUGACGUUCUUCAACAACAAUUUAUCUGGAAACAUUCUCAACAGAAUGUCCAGGGAUUUGGCAAUAUUGGAUGAACGGCUACCUGCAACGUUAUUCUACCUUCUUAAGGUAGCUCUCCUAUUAAUCGGUUCUAUAGUCGUAAUUUGUUCGGUAAAUCCAAUAUUUCUUAUUCCAUCCAUUCUGUUUUUGGUUUUAUUGUACUACGGUCGCUGUUUGUAUAUUCCAACAGGUAGAAGCAUUCGAAGAUUGGAAGGAUCUACUCGUAGCCCACUUGUAGGACAUAUUAAUUCAACUUUGGAAGGACUGGCCACAAUUAGAGCGAAUGCAGCCGAAGAGACCAUGAAAAGUGAAUUCGAUAAACACCAAGACGUCCACAACUCCGUUCGUUACAUGAAUUUUGCAACUACUGAAGCUUUUGGAUUUUAUUUAGAUGCCAUAUCGACCAUCUACGUCAUUUGUAUUGUGCUGACAUUUUUAAUUUGGAAGACAGACACACUGGUUGGUCGAGUGGGAUUGGCCAUUACUCAAGCCUUCGGAUGGACUAAGCAAAUCGAAUGGACAGUGCGCCAGUGGGCCGAGAUUGAGAACCUCAUGACGUCAGGCGAAAGAGUCUUGGAAUACCAAACUAUUUCGGGCGAGGAUACGAACGGUGCGAAAAUCAAAGGGUGGCCAAGUGGCGGCGAAAUCGUUUUUACUAACGUAAGUCUCCGUUACAAUCAAGAUCACAAAUACGUAUUGCGGAACGUGAACCUGAUGAUCAAAUCUAAGCAAAGGAUCGGCGUCAUCGGACGAACAGGAGCCGGAAAGACCUCCAUUAUUUCAGCCCUUUAUCGUCUGUAUGACUAUGAAGGCGAUAUUACUAUCGAUGGUGUGAAUAUAAAAAAUGUAGAUGUACUUUUUUUAAGGAGGCGGAUAUCGAUUAUACCACAAGAUCCGGUUCUAUUCGCAGGCACCAUUCGUAGCAAUUUGGACCCCAAUGAGGAAUUUACGGAUCGAGAAUUAUGGAGGGCGCUUGAUGAGGUACAUCUGAAGAGAAUCGUUCUGGAUUUAGAGAUGCGUAUCUACGAGGGUGGUACCAACUUUAGCGUCGGGCAAAGACAAUUAAUUUCGUUAGCGCGAGCACUUUUAUGUGAUAACAACGUGUUGGUGUUAGAUGAAGCGACUGCUAAUAUGGAUCCGCAUACCGAUAAACUAAUUCAACAAAUAAUUAAGGAGACAUUUUGUAAUUGCACAGUUAUUACAAUCGCUCAUCGGUUGAACACCAUUAUGGACUCAGACAAGAUUCUAGUCAUGGACUCUGGCAAAGUGGUAGAAUAUGAUGCACCAGAAGCCUUGUUAAUUAACAGAGAGAGCGUAUUCUAUAGGAUGGUUCAAAAUAACGGAACAGUGCAGUAAUGCUGUAGGUACUGUAGAUGUAAAGAUUGAGUUUUUUUUAUAAACAAUUUUAGUGAUAUUUAUUCUCUCACCAUCAGUUGUGUAUUUUUCCCCUAGCAACUUGCCUUACAACGUUGAGUGAAAGGCUUACUUGAUUGACGUGUCGCUACAAUAUCCUUUUGCCACAAUUUUUGAUUUAAACAUUUUUUGAAUUACUCAUAACAACUUACUCAUUUUUGCCUGAAAAAACAAAAGAAAAUAAAGGUACACGCGCUUAAAUACAAAAGUAGUGACAUCACAGGGUCUCCGUAUUCACUACAUAGUGUAAUUAGCUACCUACUUAUCUCUAUUUAUGAUUAAUUUACAUACAAUGGCACAUCUAAAAUUGGUCCCAACCAACAUUUAUUUUUAAACAACAAACGAAACUUUCGAUUAUGAAUCCAGGCAUCAUACUUAUC
Photinus pyralis (common eastern firefly) is the source of this 4279-nucleotide messenger RNA. RefSeq names its product probable multidrug resistance-associated protein lethal(2)03659. Gene Ontology annotation, cellular component: membrane. NCBI's taxonomy places the organism in Eukaryota, Metazoa, Arthropoda, Insecta, Coleoptera, Lampyridae. Gene Ontology annotation, biological process: transmembrane transport. Gene Ontology annotation, molecular function: ATP hydrolysis activity; ATP binding; ABC-type transporter activity. The transcript has 10 exons. Bases 93 to 3842 code for a protein of 1249 amino acids. The record is from RefSeq and is a predicted model, not a curated record.